This is a messenger RNA of Talaromyces marneffei, 1617 nucleotides long. RefSeq lists its product as uncharacterized. Gene Ontology annotation, biological process: regulation of DNA-templated transcription. Gene Ontology annotation, molecular function: zinc ion binding; DNA-binding transcription factor activity, RNA polymerase II-specific. The coding region runs from base 1 to 1617 and encodes 538 amino acids. NCBI's taxonomy places the organism in Eukaryota, Fungi, Ascomycota, Eurotiomycetes, Eurotiales, Trichocomaceae. The record is from RefSeq and is a predicted model, not a curated record. The transcript has 5 exons.
AUGCAAUUACACAAGAGCUUCACGACAUUGAGCUCUGCGCGCGAAAUGACAGACAUGCCCACCAAUAACAAGCGUUCUCGUGUUGAAUACAGCGAUGGACGUCACGUCCAGGAGGAGGAAUAUGGCUCAGAGCAGAGGGCUCGAAAGGCUUGCAUUAACUGCCGGCGGCAAAAGAUGAAAUGUCUCGUCGAAGACGAUAGUAACGAGUGUCGUCGAUGUCGCCGGUCCGGCAUGCCUUGUAUUUUUGUGCCUCGUGCAAAUGCUGCAACAUUACCAGAGUUUAAGAAUGGCUCUAGAGAAGGUGGUUUCAAGACAGAUGUUCUACGUAGGCUGCAAAUUAUUGAGGAUACCUUGGGUCUGUCUGAAGGAUCAAACGGGAACUUGGAAUCUAUAGAUGGCGGCAAUGAUGAAGGAUUCGAUGACGAGGAAGAAACAUCGGACGAGUUCAACAGCUUAAGUGCACUGUGGGAUGCUGUAGUGGUUCUCCAGAGUGCUCCUUGCUCAGUACCGCGCGCAAUAUGGCGAAGGCACACCAUUAGAGACCUUUGGCUCUCGUUUCAUGAUCGAAUGCCAGGCCUUCAUUUUAUGCCCCGCAGGCAAACAUUCUCUGCGCCACAGCCUAUCCUUCUAGCAUCGAUUUUAUAUUGCUCGAGUAUGCGCGGCCCUCCAGAUAUGGCAGACCUAGCGCCGCACUAUUUCGCCAUCCUAUGCAACGCAAUCGCCCAACUAUGCAUCCCCAGCAGUCAAAUCGGUCAGACACCAGUAGACAGUGAGGAAUGGGCGUUUCAGACCGUACUCGGCAUUGUCAUUGCCGGGCUGCUCACAGAAGCGACCGUUCGCGAGACUGGUAUAUGGAUAUCAAUAGCAUACAGGCUGAUCCUUGAGCAUUGUCCCGCACAUAUUGACGAGACCUCACGAGAAUGGCGCAAGCUUUUCAGCGGGGUACAAAUCAUCGACCUUGAGCAUGCCUCCCUACAUCUCUCCUGCCCCGUUAUACCCAUUGAAUCACCACUUCCAGGUCUUCGAACUUCGCCUCGCGACCAACUCUACCGACUAUCUCGAAUGAUGCGUACCGGACUGACACAUUUCACUGGGCGCGGAUUACCGACAAUUUGGUCUUGUUUCACUACAGACCAACCGCCAGCAACAGUGACUUUGAGUAAUAACUUUACCGCCGUGGAUGCAGCUGUUAUCAGAGAUUGGGCCAGACAACUAGACGAAUGGCUAGUUGAUUUUAGUCAGGGUCUCGAAGGCUCUGAUCAGGAUUUGAAGCUGGUUUUUCGUCAAUACGUCCUCCAUCGACUGGUAGUUCUAUCUAUAUAUCACCCGGGUAGGGGUUGUGACCUGUGGAGUAUUACGCCAAAAGAGCAAUAUGAAUUGCUUCUCUCGGCCCGCGCGACGCUCAAGCUUCACUUGCAUGAUGACUCGAUCUGGUCUAAUUGGGACUUGAUUAUGAUCACUUGGGCAGCGCUCAUCGUUGUCCAGGGUAUUGAAGGAGGGGCCGGUGAUCCUGAUGAUCUCACAAACAUCAGAAACUCAGCCUCACUAACGUUCACACACCUGCUUCGGCAGAUUUCCGUCAACAACAGCAAAAUAGUUAUGAUGACCUCACAAUGA